Cuscuta campestris is the source of this 2322-nucleotide messenger RNA. Lineage: Eukaryota; Viridiplantae; Streptophyta; Magnoliopsida; Solanales; Convolvulaceae. The record is from the annotation of a GenBank genome assembly.
CCGGUUCGUGUGAGUGAGUUUUUACGAGAAUACGGAUUUUAUGGGGUUGAGAAAGUUGGUGGCUUGCAGUUGGACUGGCUUUGAUCACAGCUCUAGUGGAGAGAUGGAGGCCGGAGACCCAUUCAUUCCAUCUUCCCUUCGGAGAGGUUGGAAUUACUUUACAGGAUGUAGAGGUUUUACUGGGAUUGCCCGUAGAUGGCAAUCCAUUGGCGGGGAUGACUGGCCGAUCCAGAGACCAGUGGAUUCAGAUUUGUGAGGACAUGAUGGGAUUUCAGCCUCAAACUUCUGAUAUUACUUCUACUAUGAUUAAGAUGUCUGCCAUUGUUCCUAAGCAACUAACAGAUCAUAGUUUAGAUGUAGAUUACUUGCAGCAUGCCAGAGCCAUUAUGUUUAAGUUGUUGGGUGGUAGCCUAUUUCCCAACACGACGGGAAAUAAGUUUGUAUGGUUGCCGUAUCCGAUUGUCGAUACCCUACCACCCUAUUGUUCUGCUGGAAUCGGAAUAUGGACUUCUAGAAUCCCCUUGAUCUAUACCUACGUUGUGGAGAUGUACUAUCCCGAUCGCUUUUGCAGGCAGUUUGGUGCCCUGCAACACAUCCCUGAAGUUGUUGUUUAUGACCGUCAACUACACCAAAUUAAGUCAAGUGUUAUGCAAAUUUGGGAUGGUGGAUGCCACACCGGAGUAUCGUCAGUGGUACUACCUUCGGGGUCGACGACAGAUAGGGAACCCUGCCCAUCAGCACCGACCAGGUUAUACUGUAUGGCGGAUUGCAGUCAACGCCUUGAUCCUGGUAGGCAUCCAGAUGGGUUUGUACCUUCACACGAGGUAUUGAGAGUUCAUGAGUUGUUAACAGAGUGUGUUCGUGCUCUUGGGCAUGCAUCUAUCCUUGAUCACCCACAGGAUCAGCAUGCUUACAACCCAGGACAUAUCAGGAGACGGGUAGAUAGAAGGCGUGAUGCACCUGCUGUCGGAGUCAGACGUGGAGGGCGGGGUAGUCGGAGGUUGCAGGUCGAUGAUGAAGACGAACACAUCCCCAUUGAAUCUCCCCCUAUGACCCAGGAUGAUGAUGUUGCAGAUGGUGACGAAGAACAUAUUCAGAGCGACACACAUACACCUUCUUGCAUGGUUGAGCCGUCGAGUUCACAUCCUCAUGAAUUCCACAUAGAGCAUCCUCAGAGGCGCAUUCACGAUGUAUCAUCAGUGACGUUUGAUGGAGAUGUGUUUAGGGGUGAUUACUUUACUCAAGAAAGUCAGGUCACAAAUGAGUUUGGACAUUUUGUCUCCACUAUUACACCGCCGGUAAUCCAGCAGACAGUUGAUGACGUAGAAGUGGAGGAGAAUAUGGGGAGUGUUCUGAGUAAGGCCGGCGACGGCAUCGGAAAUGCGUUGGCGGCUCCUUUCAAGGCCGUUCUACAAGGAUCUUGCGACGACGUGUGCGCCGGAGUAUGGGAUGUCCCGUGCUUCAUCACUCAUCUCUGCGUCUCUGAUUUGAUGAAGUUGUUCAUCAUUUUGAUUCUGUGCUACAUUACUUUGUUGUUCUUCUACAUGUUCUUCAAGUUGGGGAUAUGCCAAUGCUUAGGGAGAACUAUCUGCGGAGUGUAUUGCUCAGCCUGUAAGGCUUACUGGUCUGCAAUGGGGUGCAUGGCGUGUUUCUUCUGGCAUAAACUCACACAAGUCGAGCGUGUGAACAGGCGCCGCCACCACUUUGCCGACAUUGAAUCCGGCAACAUUGACGGCUCUUUUGCCGCUAACGGUGGUGUCAGCAUCUCUGAACGUUGCCCACAUAGCCACCUCCGCCGCCGCCGCCACCAUCACCGUCCUUAUAUGGGCGGAGGAGAAGCUGGGGUUCGGGUUCAAGGUAGGCGUCUUGGAUCAACGAGGAGGAAGAAGAAGUUAAGACAUCAUCGUCAUCAUCAUGGUGGGAGAAAGGACAUUGUUGUUCUUGGCCCAAAGAUGGCAUCCUUCAAAAGAAGACGGAUUGUUGCAUAAUAGGAGUGAUGCCCAUAACAAUGUGUAAUUUUACUAGGAAUGAGAGUUGUUUAGUUUAUUACAGAGUACAAAGGAUAUUAGGGGCCGUUGCAUAUUUUUUAUGUCUUGUGUCACUCUUGGUUGACUAGUUUUUUUUUGUGCCUAUUAUUAUACUGCUUUUCACUAAUUUGUGUUACAUUUUAGUCUCAUGAGUCAUGACAAAAUACCAAAGUAAUACCUAGGGAGUAUUAUGGAACUUAAGUACUUAAAAUUCAACUUUAUAGUGAAAUGACAUCAACUUUCAAAUGAAAUAGGCAAAACUCACCACAAUAUAACAUAAAAAUCACCAUGGUUA